UUUUUCCUGCUCGCGGUCAAACGUAACGGAAACACUUCCUGAACCGCCUGGUGUUACCUCUCCUGUCGUCCGGACUGAGCCGCCUGUCUGCCGCUGCUCGGGCUCAGAGACUCGGGGGAUGCUGCCGCAGAGAUGGAGUUGAAUCACAAAAACAACAAAGUGUCGGACGGAGUUUGAGACAAAGGGAGGGGGUUAGCGUUUGUUCGUUCUGCUGAACUGGUCGCUGGAUGGAUUUUGUUUGAAUAUAAGACAGGAGGGGAAAAAAUAGAAAAAUGAAGCUGCUGAAGCCGAGCUGGGUGAGCCACAACGGCAAACCCAUAUUUUCAGUUGACAUCCACCCUGAUGGGACAAAAUUUGCAACUGGUGGGCAAGGAGAGGAUUCUGGCAAGGUGAUGAUCUGGAACAUGGCCCCAGUCCUCAGGGAGGAUGACGAGAAGAAUGAGAAUAUUCCCAAAAUGCUGUGCCAGAUGGACAAUCACCUAGCCUGUGUGAACUGUGUGCGCUGGUCCAACAACGGGCUGUACCUGGCAUCAGGAGGAGACGACAAGCUGGUCAUGGUGUGGAAGAGAGCUGCAUUCAUCGGUCCGAGCACAGUGUUUGGGUCGAGCAGUAAGCUGGCCAACGUGGAGCAGUGGAGGUGUGUUACCAUCCUGAGGAACCACACUGGAGAUGUGAUGGACGUGGCUUGGUCUCCACAUGACGUGUGGCUGGCCUCCUGCAGCGUGGACAACACCAUUGUCAUCUGGAACGCUCGCAAAUUUCCAGAGAUGGUGACAUGGCUGCGAGGACACACUGGGUUGGUUAAAGGUCUGACGUGGGAUCCGGUGGGGAAAUACAUCGCCUCCCAGGCCGACGACCACAGCCUUCGAGUGUGGAGGACAGUGGACUGGCAGAUGGAGGCCAACAUCACCAAACCCUUCAGCGAGUGCGGCGGGACGACCCACGUCCUGCGUCUCUCCUGGUCUCCAGACGGCCAGUACCUGGUAUCGGCUCACGCCAUGAACAACUCCGGUCCCACCGCACAGAUCGUGGAGAGAGACGGCUGGAAGACUAAUAUGGACUUUGUGGGCCACCGUAAAGCUGUCACUGUGGUUAAAUUCAACCCAAAGAUUUUUAAGAAGAAACAGAAGAACGGCAGCGCUCCAAAACCCGGCUGUCCGUAUUGCUGCUGCGCAGUCGGCAGCAAAGACCGAUCGCUCUCCGUCUGGCUGACCUCUCUGAAGCGCCCCCUGGUGGUCAUCCACGAUCUGUUUGAUAAAUCGAUAAUGGACAUUUCCUGGACUCUGACAGGUCUGGGAAUGUUAGUGUGUUCGAUGGACGGCACUGUGGCCUACCUGGACUUCUCACUGGAUGAACUGGGAGACCCACUGAACGAGGAGGAGAAGAACAGUAUCCAUCAGAACAUUUACGGUAAGAGUCUGGCUAUAACCAGCACCGAGGCUCAGCUUUCCACCACCAUCAUCGAGAACCCCGAGAUGCUCAAAUACCAGCAGGAGCGUCAGAACUCGGCCCAGGCCAACUCGGGACCAGGAAGCGCCGGGCCCGAAUCCUCAGCCCCCAAACUCAACAGUGUGAUGAACGGAGAGUCUCUGGAGGACAUCAGGAAGAACCUUCUGAAGAAGCAGGUGGAGACGAGAACCGCAGACGGCAGAAGACGAAUCACACCGCUCUGCAUCGCUCAGCUGGACACGGGGGAUUUCUCGCCGGCUCUGUUCAACAGCGCUCCCAUCCUGCCCUCGGGCUCCUCCAUGUCCAACCAGCUCACCCCCCAGCUCAGCUCCGACUCCAGCCCAGGACAGGCCUCUUCUCUGGGGCUUAGGCCCAGCCACGACCCCAUGCUCACCUCGCCUCCACCCAACAGCACCGCCAAGGGGCUCGAAGACAACAAGGAUGGUUUGAAGACAAGCCUUCUGCUCACUUCUGCAUCCAAGAUCGAGCCAAUGAAAGCUUUGGACUCCAGGUUCACGGAGCGGUCAAAGGCCACGCCGGGGGUCACAGCCGCCAUCUCCUCCAUUGCUGGACUCACGCCUCUAGACAGCAGGCCAAAAGACGGCAUCUCCGCCCUGAAAGACAUAAAAACAAAAGAUGACACCAGCAGCGACAGCGAGGACAAGAUGGCCUCCAUCAACAAGAACUUGUCGUUCAGCAAGAGGAAACCUGAGAUGCUGAUGGAUGGAGGAGAGGUGGUGGAGAAGAGGAAAAAGGGACGGCCCAGGAAAGACAAGAUGGCUGCACCCAUCGCCCAGCCCUUCACGCAGAUAAUUCCUCCAGCAGAGCGGGAGCCCAGCAGGGUGGCAGCUCCUCCAGCUGCUCUCAAACUACCAACGCCCAGUAUAAAGAAGGCCUUCAGUCUGCAGGUGAGCAUGGAGCCGUCAGUGUUCCUGGAGGUGGAGAACGAGGUGUCGUUGGUUGCGGGUUCAAAGCUCAGCCAGCUGCGAUGCUCCAGAGACGGACGAGACUGGAACACACUGCUGCCCAGCUCCGUGGUCACUGCUGCAGGGAGCAGUGACGUCAUCGCCGUCGCCUGUCAGGACAGGAUGUUGUCCGUGUUCUCUUCCUGUGGGCGGCGGCUCCUUCCUGCCAUCCAGCUGCCCACGCCUGUGUCAGCUCUGCACUGCACCGCCCACUUCGUCAUGGCUCUGACAGCUGGAGCGACGCUGUCUGUCUGGGACGUUCAGAAACAAAAGGCUUUGGUGAAGAACGAGUCCCUGCUGACUAUUUUAUCUGGUGCAGACACCACAGUGUCUCAGUCUCUGCUGACCCAGCAGGGAGUUCCAGUCAUUGGACUGUCCAACGGGAAGUCCUACUGCUUCAGCUCCUCACUGGAGACAUGGACUCUGAUAGCAGAUAAAGGAGACUCUCUGGUCCAGUGUGCUGACUUUAGAAGCUGCCUGCCUACCCAAGAUGCACUUGUGUCCCCAGGGCCGCUGGCUGUCAUGCAGGGCCGCAACCUUAAUGCUGGUCGGCUGGCGUCCCGCCUCUCCUCCACCCCUCACCACCUGCAGCAGAGCAUGACCAUGGCCUUCCUGGAGAAUCAGCUGGCGUCUGCUCUGACUCUGCAGUCAGCGCAGGAGUAUCGUUACUGGCUGCUCAUCUACGCCCGCUUCCUCGUCAACGAAGGCUCGGAGUAUCGUCUCCGAGAACUCUGUAAGGAACUGCUGGGUCCCGUCCACAAAUCAGCGGCCACAGCCUGGGAGCCCACCACUCUGGGUCUACGUAAGCGCGAGUUGCUGCGGGAGGUUUUACCCGUCAUCGUUGAAAACCUGCGAUUCCAGAGACUGUUCACUGAAUACCAGGACCAGCUGGAGCUGCUGCGCAACAAAUAGCACACACUGCUACAAACAAACACACAGACUGACACAAAACACACACUCAAACUCAUCAUGAAAUCAGUUUGGUUUGUCCCGGCUCGGCUCGGAUGAACUCGGACUGCUUUUUCUCAACUUUGGAAGCUUGAAACGCUGUUCUGGCUGAAAUCUGAAAAACACAUCCUGGGUGUUUUAGGAGAACUUUACUAACAGCCAGUCCACAGCUUUUCAAGCGCUGGGACUUUUCAGUGCUGUUGCUCACUGGGGAGAAGUGGUGGGUGCUUAGUUUUAUUUUUUUCUAAUCACGAUCUCAGUAUGAACUUUCGUCUUUUGUCUUUUUUUCCUGCUAAAAGUGUUUUUUUCUGACCUAUGACCCUCUCCUGCUCUCCUAAUUAUGAACAUAAAAAGAUUAACUUAAGAGAGGUGCUGACAGAGUUCGCAGGUUGGAUUCCUGCCACGUGUGAAUCCUUCUUAAGUCGGUUUCCCUCCUCGGAGAGAGAGAGCAGAGGUGAGACGCUCAUACAAAUCAGAAUGGAUGUAAAAGAGCAAUAUGCUUGUACCAAAGUGAUGCCUUUAAGUGUAGAAAUAACCGCACGCCUCUAUCUGCAAGGUGAAGGAAAUGAGGGGAAUCCAGACAAAAUGGUUCAACCGGCUUUUUAAAGGCUAAAUCUGCCAACGGGAGAAUUUUUCUGAGCAUAUUGGCUGUCUUUAAAAGUGACAAUGCAAAUGCCAAAAAUGUGAAGUCACAGCGAAGAAGAUAAUCAAAUGUAUAACCCCACUGGAAUUUUGAAAUUCUGAAAUACAAGAUGGACCUCUGGAAAACAAAGUCAACAGGGUUUAAAUGGGUUUAAAUGACGCAUUUUGCCUCAUUUCCACUGCACAUUUCAGCCCUACUCAACUCACUUUUGGUACCAGAACUUUUCUCUUUCAUUUUUCAUUUGGAAACUGCUAAAUUCAAUAAAACUUCCUCAACUGAGCAAAAAGGUUUAACGCUUGCUUCCCCAACCCAAAACUUUUGCUAAUGGAAGCCCAAAUCCGAGUUUGAGUAGAGCUGCACCGUGCAGUGGAAAUGCAGCGUUUGUGUCACUUUUUACGGCUGGUUCUAAAUCACGGAAGCAUUCACACGUCACUCAAAGAGUACUUAGAGCAUUUCAGAUGGUAGAAAAUGUGUUUGUGCACAAACAGGAAGCACAGCAGCCAAUUGUGCAUUGUGACUAAAAAUCAAAUGAGAAAUAAACUAACAUGAACACAAUGCCAGACUUAAUAACAAAGAUUAGGCGAUGCAGGAAUGUGCAUCAGUCGCAUCUUGAACUUCAACAAUGUUAGACAUCAGUACAAGUUGUCUGUCAUUUUUGACUUAAUUUCAUCAAUUGUUACACACAAUGUAAUAAUUUUUUUAAAAACAAGAUGAUCAAACAAGGUUUUAACAUAAUAAGUGGACUUAAUAAGUCCUAUUUGUAUUGUGUUGGGUGAAUAAAUUCAGAACCAAGCUCCUUUAUCAUGACAUCUCAGAUUAUAUAUUUACUGUAUACCACAUUCUCCUGCCUGCAGGUGUUGCUGAAACACUCAGAAAGGUGGGAAAAAAUAAUUAUUUUUCUUCUUAAUACGCACAGGUUUAACUAAAUAUCAACAGUGAAUCCUCUGAUCUGCAGAGACUUGGAACAUUUGACUGUAAACUUGGGCCACAGUCCCAUACAGACACGUUCAUUGUGAAUAUCAGCUGCUCGAGGAAAAUAUGCUUAGGUCAGCCUUCCAUAAA
This is a messenger RNA of Perca flavescens (yellow perch), 5067 nucleotides long. It is a transcript of the gene hira, whose product is annotated as histone cell cycle regulator a. Gene Ontology annotation, molecular function: nucleosome binding; protein binding. Lineage: Eukaryota; Metazoa; Chordata; Actinopteri; Perciformes; Percidae. The record is from RefSeq and is a predicted model, not a curated record. Bases 273 to 3326 code for a protein of 1017 amino acids. Gene Ontology annotation, cellular component: nucleus; HIR complex; chromatin. Gene Ontology annotation, biological process: chromatin remodeling; regulation of DNA-templated transcription; DNA-templated transcription. The transcript is spliced from 25 exons.